This is a messenger RNA of Fusarium poae, 2988 nucleotides long. RefSeq lists its product as uncharacterized. The transcript has a single exon. Bases 1 to 2988 code for a protein of 995 amino acids. Gene Ontology annotation, cellular component: chromosome; cytoplasm. NCBI's taxonomy places the organism in Eukaryota, Fungi, Ascomycota, Sordariomycetes, Hypocreales, Nectriaceae. The record is from RefSeq and is a predicted model, not a curated record. Gene Ontology annotation, molecular function: nucleic acid binding; four-way junction helicase activity; ATP binding. Gene Ontology annotation, biological process: double-strand break repair via homologous recombination.
AUGCGGAAGAUACAGGCUCAGCAGGUCCCAUGGCGUACCGGCGUCCAAAGCCAGCGGCUUUUCAGCAACGGGCCGGGUAGUGGUUGGUUCGAGGUCGGGUUUGGAGCACCGGCCACCCAGACACCAGACGAGGCUGCCAUGAUGGAGCGGGCGGUUUAUGCCAUGGAGCAGAAGCAAAAGCAGUUCGAGCAGGAGGAGAAAGAGUGCAUUAAAGCCGCCAACGCAAAGACAGAUGCCAAUGCGUGGUUGGAGCGUGUAGGAUGGGCCGACCAUUUGCAGGGUUUAGAUCCGGAAGCCAUGAGACAGUUGACGGACCCGGUUGGCGAGGAAGAGCAUGUUUUGCAGUUAAUCCACGACAGCAUCAUACGCGUCAUGUCGCAGGCGCGGAUCACAGCCGCACCCAGCACCGUUGGCACCCAGGCGUUGUUCGAAGCGCAGCGUAAAGAAGUCGACAAGAAGCCGCGGCGGCCGUUUGACAAUCGGGUCGAGGAAGACACGUGGGCCCGAUAUACAGCAGUGUGGACAAAGCUGAUAUGUUAUAUUUACCGGGCAGAGGAGAUUGCAGAUGACAAGAAGAGGCCCGGGUUCAAGUUAACAAAGCGGCAGAGCGAUUACAUGGAUGCGUUAGAAGAUAUGAUUCAAGAGCAUAUUGACGAUCCCGAAGCCAACCCGUUAGAUAAGGAUCAGGUGGACACGUUGACGUUGCAGGUAGUCAUUGCAUUACUGGACCACAAGUUAACGGCAGGUGAGUAUCGUAGCGCCAUUAUCAGCGGGUUGGCCGUGCUGGGGAUCCGGAAAGACGGAGGUUGGAUGGAUGUGAUGGAUUACACACCCAUGUAUUCGGCCGUGAUCAAGGUGGCGCGGGCGAUGGUUGUGUAUCAGUCAUUUCAAGAGAGGAAGGCAGAGGUGGCCCGAUUAAAGGAGGCGAAGUUGAGGCAACUGGAUGACGAGGAGGAGGCCGAAGAAGAAGCCGAAGAGGAAGCGCCCAGCAUGUUCCGCAUCGUGCGUGAGAAGGUGCAGAGGUUCAUGACGACAACAUCCAAGGAGACAUACGCCGAGCCAACGCCGAUGGAUUGGAUAUACGAGGCGCGCACGUAUGGCAUGUACAUUCGGUUCAACACACCAGCGAGCGGGACCGUAGAUUGGGAUGGCGACCACAUCAAGUACCGAAAGACACGGUUCCGGAUGGGUGCGUUGACCGAGAUGUUGCACGCAUUGACGAGGGAAGCGAGAGAGCAUUUGGCCACGCUGACGAUGGUGGAUGAUGUGGACCAGCUGCCGCGGAUCCCGUGGUCGGCGGUGGAAGACGAUCACAGCGAGGACCGGAUAGGGUAUUCAUUCUUAACUGACGACCGAAAUCGCGAGUGGGUGAAGAGAGGUAAGAAUUGGGUGAUGAACCAGAUCCGCGAUACCCAACCGCAUGGGCAGGGCCAGGCACGACGCAAGGUAUGGAUCGACAACGAGAGAAGGGACGGAAAGCCGUUCCAGGCCCGGGCGGUGCAGUCAUACGGUCAAAAGUUCAACGGGUUCAUGGAGCGCAUAUUCAUGUUGAUGUACAUGAUGAGCCAACCAGGACGAGUCACCGAGAUGACCGGCAUACGACAUGAGAACACAAUGAACGGAGGGGUGCGGAAUGUGUUGGCGCAUAACGGUAUGAUGUGCAUGGUUACAUUAUACCACAAGGGAUUUCGAUUAACGGGGCAGGCCAAAGUGAUUCACCGGUAUCUGCCCCGUGCCGUAGGUGAGUUGCUGGUGUGGUAUUUGUGGUUAGUUUUGCCAUUUUGGCAGCAGGUGCAGGGUGUCGUUCAGGAUGCCGCGAUCCGCAGCCCGUUUAUGUGGCCGGACGAAGUGGUACGCAAGGCGGAAGAUAGCGCUAUAGAAGAGAGGGAGGCGAGAUGGGCAGCAUUAGAGGGGCAUCACAACAACAGUGGCAGACGUGAAGGAGAUGACGAAAACGACGAAGAUAACGACGGCGGAGGCGGCGGCAGAAACGAUAUCAUCGAAAACUCAGAUGACGACGACGUGGGGUUCCAGAGUUGGGUGCAGGAGCGAAAGUGGACAUCAGACCGGGUCCGUCGAAUCAUCCAGCGACACAGCAGGCGAUUAUUAAGUGUGACGUUGAAUAUUAGUUCAUGGAGGCAGAUUGCCAUUGCCAUCGCCCGUCGAUACUUGCAUGGUGCAUUCAAAGAGUCGACACUGGAAGGGGAUGAUGAAGAUGAUGAUUUGGAUGAUAACCCCGUUGAUUUGCAAGCCGGACACGGAACACAUGUUGCCGGCAUGAUUUAUGCGCGCGAGUUGCAGCAGGGAUUGUUCAGCACGGCGUCGAUCCGGGACAAGUUCCGAGCGGUUAGCCGGCAAUGGCACCGUUUAUUCGAGUUCCAGGACAGCGAGGAGGGUGGAGGGAUGGCCGCGAUAGCCCGGCGAAAGCGUGCCCCGUACGACACGGAGCGUGAAUACAAUCAGAUGCAGCGAUUCCGACGGUUGCAGCAGGUCAACAUCGCCGGUCAGUUACGACAGAUGAUGGGCCCGUCGGCGGCAUUCCGCGGGCAGCAGGAGACGGUGAUCCGGGCAAUUAUACGGGGAGAGAGUCCCAUCAUCCAGAUCGCAGGCACCGGCGAGGGCAAGAGCAUGUCGUUUUUGUUACCGGCGUAUUGCGCCAACGAUAACGGCGGAACCACAAUCGUGAUCGUGCCGUUGAUAUCAUUGCGGGAUGAUUUGCACGGACGUUGUGAGAAGAGCGAAAUCGGGACAUAUGUAUGGAAGAGCCGUGAAGGACAUCAAAUUGCCCCGAUCGUGUUCGUGACACCCGAAUCAGCCGUGACGAAGGAGUUUGGCGAUUUUGUGAACCGAUUGCAGGCGCGAUGUGCGUUGGACCGGGUUGUGGUGGAUGAGUGCCACACGAUUUUGGACAGCACCGGCCGAUUCCGACCGCAGAUGAUGGAGUUGGGUCAAGUAUUGAAUGAAUGGGGCGUGCAAAGGUGUUUUUGA